CGAACCAAGCAUAAAAUAUCGGCGAGGCAUUUUUUCAAUUUUUCCCAUAAAAUCUGCUAUAAAAAUAAAUCAAAAUGCGUGAAAUCGUUCAUAUCCAAGCCGGCCAGUGCGGAAACCAAAUUGGUGCAAAGUUCUGGGAGGUUAUUUCGGACGAGCACGGCAUCGACCCUACCGGCACAUACCACGGAGAUUCGGACCUCCAGCUAGAAAGAAUCAACGUUUACUACAAUGAAGCUACCGGUGGCAAGUACGUCCCCAGAGCCAUUUUAGUUGAUUUAGAACCCGGUACAAUGGACUCUGUGAGGUCUGGUCCGUUUGGUCAAAUAUUUCGACCUGACAACUUUGUAUUUGGUCAGAGUGGUGCCGGUAACAAUUGGGCCAAAGGUCAUUACACAGAGGGAGCUGAAUUGGUUGAUUCUGUACUUGAUGUAGUCAGAAAAGAAGCAGAAAGUUGUGAUUGUUUACAAGGCUUCCAACUUACACAUUCCCUGGGUGGUGGUACUGGUUCCGGUAUGGGAACUCUCUUGAUCAGCAAAAUAAGAGAAGAAUAUCCAGACAGAAUCAUGAACACAUUUUCAGUUGUGCCAUCCCCAAAAGUAUCAGACACUGUUGUCGAGCCAUAUAAUGCCACACUCUCUGUACAUCAACUUGUAGAAAACACUGAUGAAACAUAUUGCAUUGACAACGAAGCUCUAUAUGAUAUCUGUUUCAGAACAUUAAAAUUGACAACGCCAACAUAUGGUGACCUCAACCACUUGGUUUCAGCUACAAUGUCAGGUGUGACCACAUGUCUUCGUUUCCCUGGUCAACUGAAUGCAGAUUUACGUAAACUUGCAGUUAAUAUGGUUCCCUUCCCCCGUCUCCACUUCUUCAUGCCAGGAUUCGCACCCCUCACGUCCAGAGGCAGCCAGCAGUACAGGGCUCUCACAGUUCCAGAGUUGACUCAACAGAUGUUUGAUGCCAAGAACAUGAUGGCUGCAUGUGAUCCUCGUCAUGGAAGAUACCUAACAGUUGCUGCCAUCUUUAGAGGUAGAAUGUCGAUGAAAGAAGUUGAUGAGCAGAUGUUGAAUGUUCAAAAUAAGAACAGCAGUUACUUUGUUGAGUGGAUUCCAAACAAUGUAAAGACAGCAGUCUGUGACAUUCCUCCAAGGGGUCUUAAGAUGUCAGCCACAUUCAUCGGUAACUCAACAGCUAUCCAGGAGCUGUUCAAGCGCAUAUCAGAGCAGUUCACGGCUAUGUUCCGUCGUAAAGCUUUCUUGCACUGGUACACUGGUGAGGGUAUGGAUGAGAUGGAGUUCACUGAGGCAGAGUCCAACAUGAACGAUUUGGUGUCCGAGUACCAACAAUACCAAGAUGCCACAGCUGAAGAGGAGGGCGAAUUCGAAGAGGAAGAAGGAGAGGGUGAAGAAUUUAUCACUUGUUGAGGUUUAAUGAUGGUUUGUGUGGUUGGAUUGAGUGGAGUUAGUUUUAUUUUGUUUGGAACUCAUUGUUCUUUUGUUAGAUUUUUAUUUUGUUUAAAAUUGCAUCCUGAUUGGCUGGGUUUUUUUUUACAUUGAAUAAGUCAUUUUUCAUAUUAAGGAUGCUGAAUUGUUUUCCAGUUAUUAUUCAACUUGUUUUAUUAUAUUUUUCGCAAGCUGUAAGUUUUUUACAUUCAUUCAUAAUUUUCUGGAACAAAUUAAAAAUAU
Helobdella robusta is the source of this 1685-nucleotide messenger RNA. RefSeq lists its product as hypothetical. Lineage: Eukaryota; Metazoa; Annelida; Clitellata; Rhynchobdellida; Glossiphoniidae. The coding region runs from base 75 to 1424 and encodes 449 amino acids. Gene Ontology annotation, molecular function: GTP binding; structural constituent of cytoskeleton; GTPase activity. The transcript is spliced from 4 exons. Gene Ontology annotation, cellular component: cytoplasm; microtubule. Gene Ontology annotation, biological process: mitotic cell cycle; microtubule cytoskeleton organization. The record is from RefSeq and is a predicted model, not a curated record.